Messenger RNA from Anneissia japonica, 1585 nucleotides. RefSeq names its product PR domain zinc finger protein 14-like. The record is from RefSeq and is a predicted model, not a curated record. Gene Ontology annotation, molecular function: RNA polymerase II transcription regulatory region sequence-specific DNA binding. Gene Ontology annotation, biological process: regulation of transcription by RNA polymerase II. The transcript is spliced from 6 exons. Lineage: Eukaryota; Metazoa; Echinodermata; Crinoidea; Comatulida; Comatulidae. The coding region runs from base 501 to 1508 and encodes 335 amino acids. Gene Ontology annotation, cellular component: nucleus.
AAAAGCCUCCUCCACGACAUAGUAACGUAACAAAUUGUUGCAAUUUUUGCGGUCAGGAGAGGGACAAUUAAAGCCGACUUGGACCAAUCUUGCCCUAAGCUAAUAUCUACCACUGCUGUGUACAUACGUUGUACUCAACUUCGGAAUUAUUCUCAUAGGCCUACAUCUCUACUAUCUAUCUGAUAAAAAUCCACCUUCUAUGCGCAUGCGCCGAUAUUCUUCUAUUUGGAGUUUCUAUAUGGCAAGAUUUCCGAUUCCUAUAUAAAGCCGGCAACCUAAGAUGUAUUUGGUUUGUGUUCUAAUUUCAUGAUAUCGAACACUAUCAACACGUAUGCGCGUCAUUCUAACGCAAGACCUCCGCUCGAGAAUAUCAACGCUUUUACGGUCGGGCACUGCUAUUAUUAUUUCAACAGGUUGUUCGAUGAAUCAAGUUUAAAUGUCUCUACUUCCACCUAAUACGAAAACUUCAUGUAUCCAAACCUGCAGUAAAUCAUAUCGAUAUGACAAAACUGGAUUUACCCUCGGGAAUUAUCAUCAGGCAUACUAUGUUUGGCGGUAACAUUCACCAUGGCGUUUUCUGCGAUAAGACAGUAAUUCCAAAAUCUGCCAAAUUUGGACCAUUUCGUGGGAAAAUUGUACAUCCUAGCGAAAUAAAAACGACGGAUGAUAACAGCUGUAUGUGGGAGAUAUUCAUUGAAGGCAAGCUGAGCCACUUCUUGGAUGGAAAAGGAAGCGUAGGUUGCUGGAUGACUUUAAUAAACAGCGCCCGCUAUGCACAUGAACAAAACCUAGUCGCUGUUCAGGAGGGAAACGAGAUCUACUACGAAGCCUGCAAAGACAUUUCAAGGGUAGCUAACACUUUUAAAUAUCAAAAUUUUAAAAGAGCAAUUGUGUUCCAAAAAUAUAUAUACUUUUUCUUGUUGUGUACACAGUCGAGCAGCCUGAACAAACAUCUACGAGUCCAUAGCGGCGAGCGUCCUUAUAAGUGCGUAUACUGCAGCAAAGCCUUCACGGCCUCUAGUAUCCUAAGAACUCACAUUCGUCAGCACAGUGGCGAGAAGCCAUUUAAGUGCAAACAUUGUCUGAAAUCGUUUGCAUCACACGCAGCACACGACAGCCACGUCAGACGUACACACACUAAAGAGAAGGCGAGUGUAUGUCAGUUUUGCGGAAAGACGUUCGCUCAAUCCUACGAAUUGAAAUUCCACAUGAGCAUGCAUACAGGUAAAACACCAUACAGCUGCGUCAAAUGUGGAGAGGAGUUUGUGACGUCAUCAGCACGUGACCAGCAUCGAGCCUCUGCAAAGUGUUCAGCAAGCGGUCCUAGUCAAGUGCAGGAAACAUUGCCAUCAGGACAAACUUUGAUCCAUAAAAUAGUAAAUGCCCUCACCGUUCCCAUGGUUAACAAGAGUGACAUUAUCGAUGCCCACAUUAGACAAAUGUCAUCACGUCCACUUUUACCCCAGAGUAGAGAUACAGAAAACUGCGUUAAUGAAUACUCGUUAUAAAUUAUAUGACUAGGUAAAGCUCUAAAACAACAACAUAAAAACUCUGAUAAUAAUAAUAAUUUAGUAAUAAUAAUAAU